CCAAGAAGUUUAAGUCUGGCAACCUCCUUUUUUACAAUCAGAUGUUAUUGUUAUUUAUGAAACUUAAGAAAUAUAUUUUUUAGACUAGUCAAAAUUUAAAAGAUAGAAUGCUAGGCCUCAAGGAGGCGCUUCGGAUUUUAAGCAGGCGAUCCAAAACGGUCUGCCGGCGGAAUUUUGCAGAUGAUGCUAACCAGACAGACAUUUCGUUUAAAUGGCGAAAACCAAUUGGUCAGCACACCGGCAUCAACAUUUACAAUUACGGAAUGCAACAGAAGGUGCCCCUAAUCUUGAGAAACCCUCAAAUGGUUACUUGGUACACCUGCGGACCUACGGUCUACGACUCUGCCCACCUUGGACAUGCCAGUACUUACGUGAAGGUAGAUAUCAUGCAGAGAAUUCUCCGGGAUUACUUUAAAAUAAAUUUGGUAACCGCUAUGAAUAUAACGGAUGUGGACGACAAGAUUAUCAAGCGAGCCCAGCUCGCAGGACUAGACUGGCAAAAGAUGGCGCUAGCUUACGAGGCAGAGUUUCGGCAAGACAUGUUGCGCCUUAAUGUCCAGCAGCCGGAUGUGCGCAGCCGUGUUACCACCACCAUGCCUGCUAUUAUACUGUUCAUACAACAUCUGAUAGCUGAAAAGCAAGCCUAUGUUACGCCAGAUAAGUCCGUUUACUUUGAUGUCUCAAAAAGCAAAAACUAUGGAAAGCUAUUAAAGCUGAAUAUAAGCGAGGAGAAGCCAGAUACUUUGAAAAGAAACAGCGCAGACUUUGCGUUGUGGAAGGCGCGUAAGAGUGGCACGGAGCCCACCUGGGCGGCUCCUUGGGGUGGUGAGGGUCGCCCGGGAUGGCACAUCGAAUGUAGCGCUAUUGCCGGCCUGUUCUUUGGUCGCCAGGUAGAUAUCCAUGCUGGCGGUUUAGAUUUGCGGUUUCCUCACCACGAAAAUGAGGAAGCUCAGUGCUGCGCUCGUUAUAAAACAGAACAGUGGGUAAACUACUGGAUACACACUGGACAGCUUCAUAUGGUUGGGGAUUCGCAAAAGAUGUCAAAGUCUCUAGGAAACACCAUUUCUGUGACCGAACUGCUUAAGAAGUACACAGCCGACGAGUUUCGAAUGGCCUGCCUUCUGUCCAAUUAUCGUAAUGCCAUGCCUUAUAGCGAUCAGUUAAUGUUAACCGCUCGGCAGACCCUGCAGCGUUUCAAGAACUUUCAAGCUGAUCUCAAUGCUUAUACACAGUUUCUAAAGCCGGUGCACUUAUUGGACGAGGGAGCUUUGAAGGCACAACUGACUCAUAUGGUUACUGAGUUCGAUAAUUGCCUCCGAGAUGAUUUUGAUACCGCCCGAUCAAUUAGCGUGCUAAUGGAUCAGAUGAGCAGCAUAAGUCGCUGUAUCAACGAUCAGCAAGUGGACGCCCAAGAGGAGCCUGCGUACUGCAUGGACCUGCUUUUGGCAGCUGGAAACUUUAUUAAUCGUGCUGUAGUCACUUUUGGUUUAUCGGAGUUGCACGAAAGAGAAUCCUUGCAUGAGAAAGUCUGCUCUACGGAUCAUAGCAUAGAUCCAUCGUUGCUAGUGGAUGAUGUGUUAAGCAUUCGAGGAAAAAUGAGGGAGAAUGCCACUUCUGGAAAAGUGAAGAACACCCAGCUACUGGCCGCCUGUGAUGAACUGAGAAGUCUGCUCCAACAGCACGGCAUCCAGGUGCGUGACCACCAACAGGGCAGCUCUUGGGUAUUUGCCGUGUCCUGUGAAAAGUCCGAUGACAAGAGCAAAAGCUCUGCCGAAUAAAACACGAAAUAUUGUUCUUUGUGAUGUUAUUACAUAAA
This is a messenger RNA of Drosophila eugracilis, 1816 nucleotides long. It is a transcript of the gene CysRS-m, whose product is annotated as probable cysteine--tRNA ligase, mitochondrial. Bases 108 to 1778 code for a protein of 556 amino acids. The record is from RefSeq and is a predicted model, not a curated record. Gene Ontology annotation, biological process: cysteinyl-tRNA aminoacylation. The transcript is spliced from 2 exons. Lineage: Eukaryota; Metazoa; Arthropoda; Insecta; Diptera; Drosophilidae. Gene Ontology annotation, cellular component: cytoplasm. Gene Ontology annotation, molecular function: ATP binding; cysteine-tRNA ligase activity.